AUGUCCCUAUCUAAAACUGCCCCCGCGCCGUCGCCCCACUCUUCGUCGCCCUCCAAAUCCUCACUGCGACGCACUAGCGGCUCCCGCAACCCGUCUGCGCGUAGUCUCCUGCCGAGCCCUCACCUCGAUGAGCCGGUUAUCAGUGGAAGCUAUUCCAGCCCAAGAGAUGUUGCAGAGAUAGUGGACACUGCGAGCGCUCGCUCUGGAGUUGGUAGCUCCACGCAUCGGUCGCACGACCCGCAGCAGCAACAACAAGUGCAAACAGCGACAGCAGAGCCCUUCCAGCCUUUCUUUACGUUGAUCGAAGACGCAGUUACGCACGAACACUUUCAUCCGGCCGUGCACUAUAUAUUCGCGGAUGACGACGCGGACAUCGUUACAGAGGCGGCGUUGAGGAGUUUAGAGCAGCACCAAGAGCCAGGGCCGGAAGGGUCUGAGCCAGCAGCGUCGCGAGGCCCACCCGUGAGCAAUGAGCAUGGGCCGGAUAGCCGGUAUCUGCCGCCUGCCAAGGAGGGCGUGAAGGAGCAUUAUGUCGUGCUUGACGUGCAGCCUUCUACGACUGCCCACGCGGGUGUUGCUGCUAGCGUGGAAGGCACCGCUAGUGGCAACGUUGGAGGGGCGUCAUCGAGCGGAUACGACGUCGUAAACGCGUACAGCAUGAGUGCCGACUGGCAGGUUCUGCGUACGGGAAUCAGCAAGGCGCCCACGAUGGCCGAGGGCGAAGACGAAGGGUUGAUGUUGCGUAUCGAAGGCAGAAGUGGCACGCCGCCAGAAGUCAAGCAGGAAGACGAGACCGUUGAGGAGAUGAUUGAGAGGUUCGAGCGCGGGCUGGAGGACGUCAGGCUGGUACUGGAAGCGAGUCGGCGCACAGAGAUGGAGGCGCCGGAAGAGCUGAGAGCCGGUUCACGAUGA
Messenger RNA from Cyphellophora europaea CBS 101466, 912 nucleotides. RefSeq lists its product as uncharacterized. Bases 1 to 912 code for a protein of 303 amino acids. NCBI's taxonomy places the organism in Eukaryota, Fungi, Ascomycota, Eurotiomycetes, Chaetothyriales, Cyphellophoraceae. The record is from RefSeq and is a predicted model, not a curated record. The transcript has a single exon.